This is a messenger RNA of Lycium ferocissimum, 1913 nucleotides long. Its product is annotated as EH domain-containing protein 1-like. The record is from RefSeq and is a predicted model, not a curated record. The transcript is spliced from 16 exons. Bases 74 to 1717 code for a protein of 547 amino acids. Gene Ontology annotation, molecular function: protein binding; GTP binding; calcium ion binding. Gene Ontology annotation, biological process: endosomal transport; endocytosis. Gene Ontology annotation, cellular component: plasma membrane; cytoplasm; intracellular membrane-bounded organelle. NCBI's taxonomy places the organism in Eukaryota, Viridiplantae, Streptophyta, Magnoliopsida, Solanales, Solanaceae.
AAUGCCGUAACUAUAUUCCCUAUUUCAGUUCUUUUCAAAUUUCAAAUUACUGAAACCAUACAGAGAAAAAAAAAUGGAGAUUGUAUCAGUUCCAAUUUCUUCAUGUUCUAAAGAGCAUCAAAAAAUAUACCAAAACUGGUUCAAUUUCAUCGAUUCAGAUGGCGAUGGUCGUAUUACGGGAAAUGAUGCUACUAAGUUGUUUUCCUUGUCGAAUUUAUCCAGACCUGAACUUAAACAGGUCUGGGCAAUCGCAGAUUCUAAACGACAAGGUUUUUUGGGUUUCAAUGAGUUCGUCACUGCAAUGCAGUUGAUUUCCUUGGCACAAGAAGGAUCUGAACUCAGCUCUGAUCUCCUUAGGAGCAAUGCUAAUAUGGAGUUUUUGAGUCCUCCAUCGAUGGAAGGUUUGGAUGAUUUAUUGUCCAAGACCAAUGGCUUGUUUAGGAAAAACAUGAUUGAAACAAAUGGAAACAUACAAGUGCAGCCGCCGCCACCAAUCAGCUUGUUUUCCAGAAAAUCUAGAAAAAAGAUCCAGCCUUCUCUUACUGCUGUUACAUCAGUAACUGAUGGUUUGAAGAGACUAUACAAUGAAAAGUUGAAGCCACUGGAACUCACUUACCGCUUUAAUGAUUUUGCAUCUCCUACUUUGACGGAGAGUGAUUUUGAUGCCAAGCCUAUGGUCAUGCUUUUGGGACAAUACUCGACUGGAAAAACCACUUUCAUCAAACACUUGCUAAAGUGCAAUUAUCCAGGUGCUCACAUCGGACCAGAGCCAACAACCGACAGAUUUAUUGUGGUUACGUCUGGUCCAGAUGAAAGGAGCAUUCCUGGCAACACUAUUGCUGUUCGCGCGGACAUGCCAUUCACUGAUUUGACAAAGUUUGGUGGAGCAUUUUUGUCAAAAUUUGAGUGUUCCCAGUUGCCACAUUCUCUCCUUGACCAUAUUUCAUUCGUGGACACUCCCGGAGUUUUAUCGGGAGAGAAGCAAAGGACAGAAAGGAGUUAUGAUUUUACUGGUGUCAUCUCAUGGUUUGCUGCAAAAUGUGAUAUGAUACUCCUCUUGUUUGACCCACAUAAACUUGAUAUUAGUGAUGAAUUCAAACGAGUUAUAUCAUCUUUGAAAGGCCAUGAGGACAAAAUACGUGUUGUAUUAAACAAGGCGGAUCAAGUUGAUACUCAACAACUAAUGAGAGUUUAUGGUGCAUUGAUGUGGUCUCUUGGGAAAGUUCUGAACACACCCGAAGUUGUGCGUGUCUAUGUAGGCUCUUUCAACGACAAAGCUGUCAAUGAAGAAGCUGUUGGUCCUAUGGGAAAGGAUCUUUUUGAGAAAGAGCAAGAUGACCUUCUUGAUGACUUGAUAGAUAUUCCAAAGAAGGCUUGUGACCGUCGAAUCAAUGAAUUUGUUAAACGUGCCAGAGCUGCUAAGAUCCAUUCCUACAUUAUUAGCCAUCUUAAGAAGGAGAUGCCUGCAUUGAUGGGCAAGUCCAAAACACAACAAAAGCUUAUUCAGAAUCUUGAUACCGUAUUCGAAAAGGUCCAGAAAGAAUUUCGUUUACCAGCUGGUGAUUUCCCGAGUGUGGAUCAUUUUAGGGAAGUUUUAAGUCAUUACAGCAUCAAUGAUUUUGAGAAAUUGAAGCCUAAAAUGAUUCAAGCUGUGGAUGACAUGCUCAGUCAUGACAUCCCAGAGCUUCUCAAGAACUUCAGAAAUCCUUAUGAGUAAACCUCCCAAAAUGUUGCUGCACCACUUCAAGAUGGUUUGAGGUUGAAUAUCUUUUUAGAUGAAUGAUGAUUCAGAAUGUUACUUUUUAUCUUGGAUGUAUAUUUACUGAAUUUUAGUGCAUUCUUUGCACUGUGAAUUCGAACCUCAUUCAUUUCAAAGUUAUGAUAAUCUGGAAGUUACAUUCUUUCAACAAAAA